AUGGCGACCCCCCAGCUCUUAGUAGACAAAGCAAUAGCCCUAGAAUACCUCCGGCACGGCGCCAAAGUCGCCAUUAAUCAUCUCGGAGGACCCAACGACGAGCCACUCGUCGAAGCUUUUCACAGCGAUGCUGCUGCGGUUGCAGCGGACUCAUCAACGCGGUUUAUCACUGUCGCUGGAGAUAUCUCCAAGCCUGAGACAGGGGCCGAUUUUGUGGCUAGGAUUGUCGACGCAUUUGGUCGUUUGGAUGUGUUUGUUAGUAAUGCUGGGGUUUGCCAGUUUGCUGAGUUUCUUGAAAUUGAACCCCCCCUCCUUUCCCAGACAGUAAACAUCAACCUCUGCGGCGCAUUCUACGCCACGCAAGCUGCCGGCCGCCAAAUGGCACUCAAACAAACACCAGCCGGCGGCUCAAUAAUCGGAAUAAGCUCAAUAUCCGCUCUUGUCGGCGGCGGACAGCAAUGCCACUAUUGUCCCACCAAGGCCGGCGUGCUAUCACUCAUGCAAUCGACAGCGGUGGCGCUGGGCAAGUAUGGGAUUCGGUGUAAUGCGCUUUUGCCGGGUACGAUUCGCACGCAGCUUAAUGAGGUGGACAUGAGUGAUGAGAAGAAGAGGGCGUAUAUGGAAGGGAGGAUUCCGUUGGGGAGGUUGGGGGCGCCGAGGGAUUUGGCUGGUCCGGCGGUGUUUUUGGCUGCGGAUGAGCUGAGUGGAUAUGUGACUGGCGCUCAGAUACUGGUUGAUGGGGGCCUGUUUGUGAACUUGCAAUAA
Talaromyces atroroseus is the source of this 765-nucleotide messenger RNA. Its product is annotated as L-rhamnose-1-dehydrogenase. The transcript is spliced from 4 exons. Lineage: Eukaryota; Fungi; Ascomycota; Eurotiomycetes; Eurotiales; Trichocomaceae. The record is from RefSeq and is a predicted model, not a curated record. Gene Ontology annotation, molecular function: oxidoreductase activity, acting on the CH-OH group of donors, NAD or NADP as acceptor. The coding region runs from base 1 to 765 and encodes 254 amino acids.